Messenger RNA from Penicillium subrubescens, 1008 nucleotides. Its product is annotated as putative mitochondrial export translocase Oxa2. Lineage: Eukaryota; Fungi; Ascomycota; Eurotiomycetes; Eurotiales; Aspergillaceae. The record is from RefSeq and is a predicted model, not a curated record. The coding region runs from base 1 to 1008 and encodes 335 amino acids. The transcript has a single exon. Gene Ontology annotation, molecular function: membrane insertase activity. Gene Ontology annotation, cellular component: mitochondrial inner membrane. Gene Ontology annotation, biological process: protein insertion into mitochondrial inner membrane from matrix; mitochondrial respiratory chain complex IV assembly.
AUGAACGCGCUUCGUUCCAGGGCAUUGCACGCUCCCCGCAGGGCCCUGCCACGCUCGCAAGUCCGACACUUUCACCCGACUAAACCAGCUCCGUGGAUAAACGAAGCUCUCGAUGCCUCCGCCGGGCUGAUCCAUGGCGUCCACAAUAUCACCGGCCUGCCAUGGGUAGCCUCGAUCCCGCUCACAGCCCUGAUAGUGCGAACACUCGUCGGAUUGCCCUUACAAAUGUACACCAAAGCCAACGCACGGCGCGAACGAGAUAUUAUGCCCCUCAAGCAUGCCUGGGCAAACUGGGCCGAAUCGAAGAGGAGGCAGCUGGGAGGAGGACCGCGCUCCAAGGGGCCCAAUAUGGAAACCACCCGAGAAUAUAACGAGAAGAUCAAACUUCUACAUCAGCGGUGGGAUAUCUCCGUCAAGUCCCGUUUCGCACCCAUCUUGCAAUUGCCGGUCUGGAUCUUGCUCAUGGAGAGUAUCCGUGGCAUGUCCGGAAACAAGAACGGCCUGGUACCAUGGCUACUCUCAUUGAUUGAGGGGAAUCAGGAAGCUACCGAUGCGGCCGUCAACUCCCUUCAUUUAACAAUGGAGCCCACCUUUGCGAACGAGGGUGCGCUAUGGUUCCCCGAUCUACUUGCGGGUGACUCGACCGGUAUCUUGCCGGCACUACUCACGGCCUCCAUUCUUCUCAAUGUUCAAGCGGGUUGGAAACGUACGCCACGCGCUGAUCUAGCUGAUAUGCCCCGGAUGGAGAUGUACCGGGCCGUAACCUUCAAUGGCCUGCGCGUUUUCAUCCAGGUCCUGGCGCUGAACGUGGGAUUGUCCGGAUGGUUUUAUGAGAUGCCAGCCGCGCUCAUGAUCUACUGGAUCAGUAGCUCUAGUAUUGCCACGCUGCAGACAUACAUCUUGGAAAAGAAGAUGUUCAUGAAGCCGCCAAUGCCGAUAUCCGCCAGACGCUAUGUUGGUUACAAUAACCCUGAAGCUCCGGAUGCAUUCCAUAUGAAACUACGCUGA